AUGUGGAAAAUAAGAUACCUAAAUAAUCUGACAAAGGGAUAUUAUAACAAUAAGGAAAGAAUAAAACUGUGUAAAUAUUGUGAAAGAACUAUAAUACAUACCUCUAGCUACAAUAAAAAUGAAAAUAUAAAGAGUAGUUAUUAUUCCAUAUUAGGGUAUAAAAAAAAUUAUUAUCAUGAAAUAAAUACAGAAAAAAACGUGAAUAAUAUUUUAAGUGAGGUUGAUAAAAUUCUGAACAGCAAUAAUUUUAAUGUGUAUAUAAAAAAUAAAGAAGAAAAAAAUGAAAAUAAAUUAUCCCUAAAAAAAGAGCAUGAAAUAGACGUGUUUAAAAUAUUAAACAUAUUAAAUAAAAUAUUAAUCUUAAUAAAAGAAGAAAAUAAUGAAUUUCGAAUAAAUGUAUGGAACAACCCAACAUUUAAAAAUCUUUUGUCUUAUAUUAAAUUAAAAAUUCCAAUUUUCAAUUAUAAUGAAAUGUUUUUAUUUAUAUUAUGCUUUUCAAAAAUACAAUUUAUUCCACAAGUUUUGCUCGAAGAAGUAUUAGUAAAGCUAAAUGAAGAGUCGUAUUUAAGCAAUUUUUUUAAAGACGAUAUUAAUAAGUUUUUUCAGUUUAUUUUUAUUUUUUCAAGUUUUAAAAAUUUAAAAAAUGUGGCAUCACGUCAGGAUUUUCUACAGUUUGUAACCGAAUAUAUUAAUGUGAUAAUGAGACAAGGAUUGAGUAAUAAUAAUAAUAAUAAUGAACAAAACAAUGCUCGUAAAAUAAGUUUAGACUGUUACAUGUUGUUAUGUUCAGCAAUGUAUAAUAUGAAUAUAAAGAAUGAAAUAUUAUUACAUGAAGUGUGUAAUGAAAUAAUUUCUCUUUUAAAUGACAGUAAAAUAGACGAAACUGUUGAUGAUAGAAUUAAUGUAGCAAAAAAAAUAAUUAAUAUUUAUUUUUCAUAUUCAUCCUUAGGAUUUAACAAUUAUUAUUUUUAUGAAAAAUUAAAUUCAUUUUUAUAUAAUGUAGUAGAAGGUGUAUCUUUAUCAAGCUCUUUAACUUUAUUACUUACUAUAUCGACAUUGAAAGAAAGAAAAGAUUAUAAUUUUCCUUUAUGUUUAUUAUCAAUAAUAGAGAAUAAAUUUAUAAAUAAUUUUUAUGCAUUAGAUCAAAAAGAUCUGUUAUUGUUAAUAUAUUUAUUUACUUACUUAAAAUUGUACAUGUCAAAUUAUGAGCAAUAUGUGUGCAUGUUGGAUUAUUUAUUUAAUGCUCAUAAUUUUGACUUUCUAAAAGAUGGUGACAGUAAUGAUAAAGCAAAGCUAGUUCAAAUAUAUUUUUCUUUAAAAGGGGGGAACAUAGACUAUAAAAAAAAAGAGAAUAAUAUAUCACACAUUAAUAUUUUCGAAUUACAAAAACAAACCCAAAAAUUAAAUGACAAUAUAAAUGAAAAAAAUAUUUCUCAUGUACAAAAUGAUAAAGAAAAUGGAGAUAGACAUGAAAAACAUGAACAAACUUACAAUGAUAAUAAAAGUGAAAUAAAAAAUAUAAUUUUAACAGAAUUACAGAAUAAAGGUGUUCUUCAAAAAAUUGAACAAAAUGUAAAUGGAAAUAUGGAAAUAAAAGAAAUAGCGAUUGAUGAUGAUGAUGAUUUUAAUGAAAAAAAAUAUGAACAUGUACAGGAAGAAAUUGAAAUAAUAAAUAAAAUAAUAAAUGAUAAAAUUAAUGAUAAAAUAUUUAAAGUUAAUACUAUAAAAAAAAACAUAUAUAUAAAUAAUUAUUAUUAUAGUCAUUUAUAUUUACAUAUAGAAAAAGACAAAAAAGAUAACAACAAAAUAUAUGAGAAAUAUGUUAUUAAUUUAUGUACAAAUGAAAAUAUCGAUUAUUUUGAUCAAAUAGAUAUAUAUACAAAUAUGAAAAAAGAACACUUGUUAGAUUUGCAUAUAAAAUAUAUUCCAAUUAAUUUAUUAGAAUGGAAAAAUUUAUCUCACCACGAAAAAGAAAAGUUACUCAUCCAAAAAUUGAUGGACAAAGAUGAGAAUGUACAACAUAUGACAUGA
Messenger RNA from Plasmodium vinckei vinckei, 2031 nucleotides. RefSeq names its product conserved Plasmodium protein, unknown function. The transcript has a single exon. NCBI's taxonomy places the organism in Eukaryota, Apicomplexa, Aconoidasida, Haemosporida, Plasmodiidae. The record is from RefSeq and is a predicted model, not a curated record. The coding region runs from base 1 to 2031 and encodes 676 amino acids.